Blastocystis hominis is the source of this 588-nucleotide messenger RNA. RefSeq lists its product as hypothetical. Bases 1 to 588 code for a protein of 195 amino acids. The record is from RefSeq and is a predicted model, not a curated record. Gene Ontology annotation, biological process: nucleoside phosphate metabolic process; ribose phosphate metabolic process. NCBI's taxonomy places the organism in Eukaryota, Bigyra, Opalinata, Blastocystidae. The transcript is spliced from 6 exons.
AUGAGUGGAAUCACAGAGGUUCACCAGAAAAGCAUCGCAGAAUCAAAAUAUAUCAAGCUUAAUAAUGUGGAGUUCAUGGAGAAUGGAAUUAAGCGAAGUUGGGAUUACGUGACCAGCAUGGACUCGGUGUCUGCCUUCGUAUAUGACAAGAUUAACAGAGAAUUCAUCAUUAUCAGGCAAUUCAGACCUCCUUUGCGUUUUGGGGCAAGUGAAUUAACAAUGCAAUCUACAUCAAUAGAUACAUUAGGCUAUUGUUAUGAACUAUGUGCCGGGUUAAUGGAUGUCGAGAAUCGUAGCAAGGAGCAAGCUGUGGUCGACGAAAUUCGUGAGGAAUUAGGCAACGUUGGAAUGACCGGGUCUCGCGGCUAUCUUUUCUAUGUUGAAGUGACUCCCGAGCAAAAAAAAUACCCCGGAGGCGGACUCCAAUCUGAAGGGGAGCAAAUAGAGAUCGUGCAUCUGAAGGAGAAAGACGUUGAUUCCUUCUUGAUGGAUGGGACGAAAGAGAAAUCUGCGGGCUUGUUUGUCGCCUUCUAUUGGUGGAAAAACCUUCGUGCCAAAUGUUCUGUUUAUUCUCAAACACUCUGCUAA